Messenger RNA from Coregonus clupeaformis (lake whitefish), 319 nucleotides. RefSeq names its product outer dense fiber protein 3-like. Gene Ontology annotation, cellular component: cytoskeleton. The record is from RefSeq and is a predicted model, not a curated record. NCBI's taxonomy places the organism in Eukaryota, Metazoa, Chordata, Actinopteri, Salmoniformes, Salmonidae. The coding region runs from base 62 to 319 and encodes 85 amino acids. The transcript is spliced from 3 exons.
AUGUUGGUGUACUUACGGAAUGUGAUUGUUUGUGUGCUUUCUCUCAGGCCCUGCUGCUUACAUGCUGCCCUCUGUGCUGGGGCCUGCCACCGUCAACAAAACCUCCGCCCCUAACUUCUCCCUCCGAGGACGCAGCAAGAUAGGCAGCUUCCACGAGGACCUGCAGAAGACCCCUGGUCCAGGGACAUACAGAGUGGUGGACCCCUUCACCUACAAACACAAGCCCCCCCACUACAGCAUGACAGGACGCAACAGCAUGCCUGGAGACACCACCAUGAAACCAGGCCCCGGAGCUCACCACCCUGAACAGGCAAACUAA